AAUUUGGUGUACUUAAUAGUUUUCUAAAUGCUAGUUGAUUAUUUGUUUAAAAUGUCGUCAGGUAGUAGUGGCGAUGAAUUGGAUACCGAAUUACCACUAAAACAAUCGACCACGACGACAUCACAACCAGACAGCAUCGAAGAUGAUAAAGAUAUUUCUUUGGAUCUGAUAGAUAUGUCACCAAGUCUCAACAAUAACAACAACAAUAAUAAUAAUAAUCAUAAAAAUCAUAGCCAAUCACAAUCAAUAUUAGAUUUAAAUAAUUUAAACGAUGAAUAUCAUCAACAGCAAACAAAUGAUAUACAAUUAAAACGUAAAUAUGAAACGACUACACCUGUGACGUCAGCUUCACCAACUUUUAAUAAUAAUCAUACGAAUCAUCACAUGCCUAUUAGUAAUCAUAAUAGUACUAGCCAAUCACAACAAUUGUAUUUUGAUUUUAAUAAUACGAAUGUAAGUGGCGCAGCCGGUGGGGAAAAUAAACUUAAAAAGAUUAAACAGGAGAAUGAAAAUAUGGUGAUACCGGUUACAUCAUCACCUAGACGAGUGACACCACCGGAUGUGGCGUCAUUCAAUAAUUAUUUUCAAGAUAAUGAAAAUUCACCAGUGACAUCAUCACCAAGUAGGCGAGUCACAUCUUCAACGAUGUCAGCGUCCCAAGCGCAAUUGCAUUAUUACCAUGAAUUAAUGCAAGCAAAUCAACAUCAUCAACAGAAUUCUCAAAAAAUUGAGGCAAAUUUAAAUAUACGCUUACGUUUAGCUGACCAUGAAAAAUUACUUAGCCCUGAAUCACUGAAACUUCGGGAGCAGUUUCAACGUGAACAGUCCAGUCAGCAAAAUAAACCUAGUCCACAAGGUAUGAUGGUACCAUUUCCAAGUACAGCCACAACGGCAGCCGUUUUUGUCACUGAAGAAAUGAUUGCUAAAGCGGGUGCGGCACGAUUCGCUCAGCAUCAGUUUGAUGAAACUGGUAAACCUAGUCCACUUUUUAUGAUUGAAUUGUUAAAAAAACGAUUGGCUGAGAAAAAAAAUGAGAAUGAAGAAAUUAGUGUGGAAAAUGUGAUGACAAUGGUACGAGAAAUGGAAUCUAUGCCUGGUGUUAUUCCCAAUGAAAUUAGCAUACGGGAAUGUCCUGGUUUGGGUGUGAUUGGAGUAUUCGCACAGCAAGAAAUUCGUGCCGGACAACGACUGGGACCAUUUAAAGGGAAAUGGGCAUCGAUACCAACUGUUAGUGUGGGCUAUGCUUGGCAGAUUAAUGCUGGCGAAGGUGGAAGCAGUGGCUGGUUAGAUGGUGCAUUGGAUAAUACAAAUUGGAUCAAAUUUAUCCGAAUUGUUUAUAAUCCAUUAACCAAAAUUAAUAUUGAACAUACCUUACAAGGUGGCGUUUUAUGGUAUCGUGCAAUCGAUGAUAUUGCACCAGGUGAAGAAUUAAUUAUGGGACCACGUGUAACACUACAAUUAGCUGAUUUAAUAAUUGCUGAUCAAUCUGAUAGAGAAACUGCGGAAAUUGGUGAAGACGAACGAGAAAUUGGCGACGAGGAGGAUGUAACAACCCAAUGUCCACUUUGUCGGGAUAGUUUUCAUUUUGAAAAAUUAGACGAACAUUAUGCCGUUGCACACAGUCAUGAUUUCAAAAAUUUCAAAUUAAAAUCAGAAUUUAAAAACAAAAAAUUUCCGUGUGAAACUUGUUCAAAGACAUUUCCAGACGCUGUUACUUUACAACGACAUAUACGAAAACAUCAUCUCGGCGCACGAGCACAUCCCUGUCCCACAUGCGGUAAAGCGUUUAAUUCAUCAUCUGGUUUAAAACAGCACAUGCACAUACAUUCAUCGUAUAAGCCAUUUGAAUGUGAAGUCUGCUUCAAAGCGUACACACAAUUUUCGAAUUUAUGUCGACACAAACGAAUGCAUGCGGCAUGUCGUAUGAGAAUCAAAUGUGAUAAAUGUGGUCAACUAUUUAAUACAACGACAUCACUAUCGAAACAUCGACGAUUUUGUGAAUCAACGAGCCGAACACCAGCAUUAUACGAACCACCAGCCGAAAUGCCAAUGAGUAAUAUACCAGCUGUGAUGGGUGCAAAUAAUCCAUAUCGAUUUUUUCUACAACAUCGUCCGCCCACAAGUUUACCAUUUUUCCCACCAAAUUUCAAUCCAUAUCCAUUAUUUCAUCCAUCAGCGGCCGGAUCACAUCCACCUGGUACACCUGGUCAAUUUAAUAAUCCAUUUUUAUUUAAUCGAAUUCCACAAUUACCACGUGAAGCAUCACCUGCAGGAAGUCAGCAGGGAUCAUCGUCACGAGAAGAUGAUAUGGCUCAACAUCAUCGCACAACCAGGCCCCCAAGUACAGCUGAUCGUACUCCUGAACAACAAAAUCAUAAACCUGUAAUUCCGCCACCAGUGAUUUCAAUACCAGAUCGAUUUACUCCACCUCGAAAUAAUUCUGCUAAAGUUUCACCACCUAUGGCAGAAGAAGCAUCCUCACGAUUACGACCAUCACCAUCGAGACCUUCGUUUAACAAUCCACGCGAACAAAUGCCUUCAACUCGACAAAAGAAUAGAUCACCACCGAUACCUGCAACUUCGACUAACGACGAAAGUGCUAAUAGUGUGCGAUCGGAUGAAGAUGACGAAGAUAUAACAUUACCACAUGAUCUAUCGUUACGAAGUACUCCGAAUACAGUUGAAGUUGUUGAAAAUUCAAAAGAAAAACCAACGGAAAAUGAGAAUGAAAAAUCUCAAACAACCGUAUCCGAACAACCCUUAGAUUUGACAAUGCGUAAACAAGAUUUUACCAAACCAGAAAGUCCUGUGGAAGUGUCUGAAGAUUAUAGUUCAAAAAAACGAAAAUUAGAAUCUCCUCCCCAGAUUCAAAAACAAGCAACAGUUGUCAGUGAUGAUAACGAUUCGAAUAAAAGUAACGAUAUCGAAAUGUCACCAUCACCGCGAGAGGAAUUAUCACCACCCCAACAAAAGAUCAUGGAAAAAAAUUCAACGCCACAAGCUACGCUCAAUAAUCAACCAAUGGCGUAUCCACAACCAAUCAAUCCAAGAUUAUACAAUGUAAUGUGUCGACCUCCGAAUUUUUUAGGCUUCCCGCCUCCCCCAGGACAUUCAAACACAACACCUGAUCGAUUAUUGCCAACACAAGCACCACAUUUUGGUCCACCCCGAGGAUUUCCCUUCCUAAAUCAUCCAUUACGACCGACAUUCGAUAUGUUACGUUCCACACAACUACCCACUGAUUUCGGGAAUACCGUAAAACCUUUUCAAGAUGUCAUGCAUCAGAAUAAUAGUGGAAAGCUAAAAGAUCGAUACGCUUGUAAAUAUUGUGCUAAAGUAUUUCCACGCUCCGCAAAUUUAACACGUCAUUUACGCACACACACGGGAGAACAACCGUAUAAAUGUAAAUAUUGUGAGCGAAGCUUUAGUAUUUCCUCGAAUUUACAACGACAUGUUCGAAAUAUUCAUAAUAAAGAGAAACCGUUUAAGUGUCCGUUAUGCGAACGAUGUUUCGGCCAGCAAACGAAUUUAGAUCGACAUUUAAAGAAACACGAAGCGGAUGAUGGUAGUAUGGUUGGUGAAGUUGCGGAUUCACCAGGAAGUAGUAACGAGAAUGAUCGUGAUAAUUAUUUCGAUGAAAUCCGUUCGUUUAUGCGUAAAGUUGAGUGUAGUGGCGAUGCCUAUGCAAAUCAUAUGUAUACAACUCCCCCACAUCAUUUACACCCUCUGGACGUCGGUAAAGAUGAAAAUGAUGAAUCAUCACGACUGAAUGUGUUAGACAAUGAUUUAGGUAAUCGAUCAUCUUUGUCGAGUCCAUACUUAAUUAAUGUGAAACAAGAGAAAGAAGAACUAUUAAAUAAUAACGAUCAACCGAUUGAGAUAAUAACUUAGCCGAUUUUUUAUUAUUGUUGAAAAAUUCAAAACAAGAAACAAAAAAACA
Molecule: messenger RNA, 3940 nt
Organism: Chrysoperla carnea
Lineage: Eukaryota; Metazoa; Arthropoda; Insecta; Neuroptera; Chrysopidae
Product: histone-lysine N-methyltransferase MECOM-like
Exons: 8
Coding region: 28-3891 (1287 amino acids)
Source: RefSeq, a predicted model, not a curated record